AGCCGUGGAUAUGCAGGCAGUGGAAGGAAAGAGCGUGGAGAUGCCGUGUAACGUCACGUCAUCCGACCACGACAAGGUCUACAUGGUGUUCUGGUUCAAGGAGGACGCUGGCAUCCCCAUCUACAGCUUCGACGUGCGCGGCAAGCCGCUGAGCCAGGCGCGCCACCUGUCCGCACCGGAGGUGUUCGGCUCGCGCGCCUACUUCCGCACCGUGUCCGAGCCGGCGCAGCUGGUGGUCGAGGACAUCCGGCGCCACGACGAGGGCGUCUACCGCUGCCGCGUCGACUUCCGCAACUCGGCCACGCGCAGCUUCCGCUACAACCUCACCGUCAUAGUUCCCCCGGAGCAGCCGGCCGUCGUGGACACGUGGGGCCGCCAGCUCAACUCCACUGUGGGUCCGCACGAGGAGGGCGACGACGUCACCUUGACCUGCCGCGUCAUCGGCGGCAAGCCGGAGCCGCUGGUGCGCUGGCUGGUGAACGGCGUGCUGUUCGACGACGUGUACGAGCAGAACGCCGGCGACGUGAUCGAGAACCGGCUGACGCUGCAGUCGGUGGGGCGCAAGGACCUCAACUCGGUGCUGAGUUGCCAGGCCGUCAACACGGUGCUCGUCGAGCCCAAGGAGACGUCCCUCGUGCUGGACCUGCUGCUGAAGCCGCUGACGGUGCGCAUCCUGUCCAAGCAGUCGCCGCUGGUGGCGGACCGCCGCUACGAGGUGGCCUGCGAGUCCGCGGGGUCGCGCCCGCCCGCCGUCAUCACGUGGUACAAGGGCAAGCGCCAGCUCAAGAGGGUCAAGGAGGAGACGCGGGAAAACGCCACCGUCAGCGAGCUGAACUUCGUGCCGAUGACGGAGGACGACGGCAAGUCCGUCACGUGCCGCGCCGAGAACCCCAACAUCACGCACGGCUUCCUCGAGGCCAGCUGGAAGAUAGACGUGGUUUACCCACCUAUAGUGUCACUCCGCCUAGGCGACACGCUCAACCCCAAUGACAUUAAGGAAGGCGAUGACGUCUACUUUGAGUGUCACGUGAAAGCCAAUCCACCCUGGAGGAAGUUAAGCUGGAUGCAUAAUGGGCUGUCGCUGAGCCACAACAUGUCGGCGCGCGUGAUCCGCUCCAACCAGAGCCUGGUGCUGCAGAAGGUGACCCGCCAGAGCGCCGGCAAGUACGUGUGCGUGGCCAUCAACGAGGAGGGCGAGACCGUCAGCAACGAGCUGUCCUUCCGCGUCAAAUACGCGCCGACGUGUCGCCAGGAGAAGAUCCUGGUGGUGGGCGCGUCGCGCUCCGAGAGCCUGGACAUCGCCUGCGAGGUGGACACGGACCCGCCGGCGCACAGCUUCCGCUGGAAGUUCAACAACUCGGGCGAGACCAUCGACGUGUCGCCCGACCGCUACGCGGCGGCGUCCAACGGCACGGCCAGCCUGCUGCGCUACACGCCCGUGUCGGACCUCGACUACGGCACGCUGUCCUGCUGGGCUGAGAACUCGGUGGGCGCGCAGGUCGCGCCGUGCGUCUUUCAGGUAGUUGCCGCAGGGAAGCCGUUCCCCGUGCGCAACUGCACGCUGUCCAACCACACGAGCAGCUCGGCCGAGGUGAGCUGCCAGCCGGGCUUCGACGGCGGGCUGCCGCAGUACUUCCUGCUCGAGCUGUACUCGAGCGAGUCGGCGGCGCCGCGCUGCAACCUCACCAGCGCCGACGCGCCCAGCUUCUUCCUCGCCAACCUGGAGCCCGACGUCACGUUCCGCAUCGCCGUGUUCGCCGUCAACAGCAAGGGCCGCAGCGCCGGCGUCGUGCUGGAGGAGGUGACCUUCCGCGACGCCGAGAAGCGCACCGCGUCGGACGGUGACCUGGCGCUGUCGCCGGUGGUGGGGGUGGCCGUGGGGGCGGCGCUCACCUUCCUGUCCAUCGCGCUGCUGGUGGCGGCGAAGGUGCGGCGGGCCAGGUCGCGCGCCGCCUCCGCCGCCGACAAGCUGCGAGGCCGCAACGGCACCUCGCUGCCCGCCGCCGGCAAGGCGCCGCCCCCCGCCUCCUCCGCCGCCGGAGCAACCGCCGCCUCAGCCGCCGCCUCCGCCGCCCCCGCGGACGAGAAGGACCCCGACAUCAUCCCCGCCAAGUUCGCGGAGCCCGGUCCGGCGAGACCCCUGGUGGUAGGCAACGGCAACGUGAUCCUGAGGGAGGUGUCGCCCCCGGGGUACCCCGACCCGCCGCCGGCGCCGCGCCCGCUGGCCUGGGUCGCCGCCUCCGCGCCGCCCCCCGUCGGCGAUCCCGCGGGCCAUCAGUACGCGUCGCCAGCUAUGCCCUACGCGUGGGAUCACCGGCCCAAGGAUCUCCGGCUGGCGACCACCAACACUGCGGCGCUCGUCGACCAGACGGCCGCAGUGCUGCCGACCGCGCCCGCGGCGGCGGCUGCAGCUGCGGCGGCGGCAGCUGCAGCUGCGGCGGCGGCGGCCGAGUUCGAGCUGAACGGCACGGCCAUCAAGGAGCGGCUGAUGGCGAACAGACUGCCCGAGAGCUGCGUAUGAUGCGAGUGCGGGCCGCCAGCCAAGAUGUACUACGUGUGAGAGCGCCGCCAUCUUGUGGUUCGUUUCUCCCUCUACCCCCUCCCCUAUUCUUCCCGCUAGACCUCUCACAAACGCGCGGGAAGCGAGGCGCGCCCGAGUGCAGCCAACUGUGCGGGAACGAAAACAGACAGCAAGGCGGGAUUGUUUAUCGGAGGUAUGUGAACCCGAAAUGGGGGGAAAAAGCUUUUGUCAACAGGCGCGGAGUCGAUGUUCCGCGACUUCGUUCAGACAGCUGGAAAGUGACGAUUGUAUUUCUCGUGCUUAUACGGUCAACAUAAAAAAAAAAUAACAUGUCAAAACACUUUUUCCGCUGCUUUUUUGAUCAGGAAUCACGUGACGCUUUCGUUCAGACGAAAUUUGAAAUUUGUCAAGAAAGCUACGCACGCGUCAACCAGAACCUAAAGUCCUACAGUCUAUUAAACUCGCUCAUUUUUAGUUCACAGAUAAUAAACUUAAAUAUUUUGACGCGCUAUAAUAGCCAAAAAAAAACUUAAUUGGCCUACUUUCAGAAAGCAGAAGACAUUAUCUUGCCACUGGCGAUGAUAAGAGACGCUAAUCAUAAUGUGGGAGACCAUAAACUGUGUGUAACGGUGUGAUAUUUUUGUAUUUGUUAAGUAGUAAAAGUAUCUUUUCGGGAAGAAAAUAAGAAAUUGAACCGACGCAAACAGUAGCUAAUGAAGUUUUUGCUUCCAUAAAUAUCAAACAUUCAGAUUGUCAUAUCUCAUAGAACUAUCUUUGUGCAGUAAAAUCUGUUAAAUCAUUUUGAGAUCAGUGGAAGUUUCGAAAUAUCAAUUCUGUACAUAUCUAUCACCAAGAAUAUACAAACUAUCCAUUUCUACUCGUUUUGGUAAAUUAAUUUAGCACAACAUAUUACUUCUGAACGAAUGACUGAAAUUAUGUAUUGGGUGACCUACUUAAUGAAGGUAACUGGAUUAAAGUGUAGGGGCUUUUAAAAUGUGAAAAUUUUAAGUUUUCUGCAGAAGGAAAAAAAAAUCAGGGUGUAUGAAUACAGACCAUAAUUUCUGUACAGUAUUUUGAAAAUUUCUACAAGGAACAGAAUAUAGUGAGAGCUGUUAUAGAUACUUCGUAUGUGGUCAUGCUUAGACUUUUAUAAUAUUUUGGGUGGAUAGUGAAAACUGUGUGUAACUGUUAUUUCAGUGUCAAUUUUUGUGCUAAAUUCAUGUGGAUAUUCCCAGACAUUUGUGUUCGUAAGUGCUUGGGGUGUGAAACCCUUUGGGUUUAUUUAUAUAUAGUAUUAUUCCUCCACAAAUGCAAAAUUUGCUGUAAAGCAUGAUAACCACUUAAUUCUUUAAAGUCUUCCUUUUGAAAUCAACCUUCAUCAACAUAUUGUAAAUAAAACAUUAAGAUGCUUUUCUCGAAAUACAGCAUGUGUUAUAAGAAAUGUUUUGUAUUGUGUAAAAGGAUAUUGGAUCGUGUGCUGAAUAGUUUCCGAAAUAUAUUUGUGUAAUUAAAAAGUGAAAUUGAGUACAGCUGUAAAAGUGGCCCGAGUCUAAAAAUUUUUGUGUUGCUCAAGAAAUUAAUGGCUCAAACUGAUGACUUACGAGGGAAUUGAGCUGUACGUCAAAAACUCCCUUUAAGAGGUGAAACUUGGAACUGUACACUAACAUUUAAUUUGCGUCCAGUCAAAGUGUGAUAACCAUAUGUAUCUGAGGUGGGCACUUGACAUGAAAGAAACUUAUAUGUUGUAUUAAGUUUUGUUUGUAUGUGAAAAGUGUUAAAAUGUUGUGGAAGACUAA
Messenger RNA from Bacillus rossius redtenbacheri, 4317 nucleotides. RefSeq names its product nephrin-like. Bases 11 to 2521 code for a protein of 836 amino acids. Gene Ontology annotation, molecular function: protein binding. The record is from RefSeq and is a predicted model, not a curated record. The transcript is spliced from 13 exons. NCBI's taxonomy places the organism in Eukaryota, Metazoa, Arthropoda, Insecta, Phasmatodea, Bacillidae.